Molecule: messenger RNA, 3421 nt
Organism: Styela clava
Lineage: Eukaryota; Metazoa; Chordata; Ascidiacea; Stolidobranchia; Styelidae
Source: RefSeq, a predicted model, not a curated record
CGGUAGUGGGUCACAUCGAACGCUUGAAUACGCGUGUUUUUAUUGUUCUUGAGGGUGUGAAAAGCAUUUCAAGCUACGGAAAAUUGCUGGGUAUGAUACAGAAAAAUGAUUUUAUUUUUUUUACAUUUGAAAAGGGGGGGUUUCGACCGCAAACCACCCCCCUGGCUACGCCCCUGUUGGGAUCUACUUAUUUUCUUGUGUCCUUGCUCGGAAUCCGUUUAUUGAAUAUUAAAACCUUUUCGUUUAGCCUCUGGGAAAUUUGAUAAAACUUCGAAAUUUAGAAAAUCUCCGGCCAUUGUCAUUCAGUUCAACCAGUCGUAGACACGAAUAUAAAAUGAAAUUGGAUAUCAUUCAAGUGUGUUUGAAGCAGAAAUUUAUUUCAAAUCUUAAUGGCACUGCUUCAUACAAUAUAACACAAAAUGCGAAUAACAGAAAAACAUCCUCAAAGUUCGGUACAUUUUUUAAUAGCCGUCGCUAUAGAUUUGCAAUAGAAUAUUAAUUGCAAUCUGUAUUUUAUGAAAAUGUCAAAAUAUCCACACACGACAUUAUUAUAUGAGGUCACAUUUGGAUCAUUGACAGUUCCUAAUCUCAACAAGACCGUAUGUGUGCUGUUCAUAUGUGUUAUGAGGAAAACAUUUGUAAAAUCCCAUUUCAUUUUAUGAAUUUUUCAAAAUAUUUGCGAGACUAACACAUGCUAUUCAAUUAUACUUCCUCAUCCGGUAUCUAAUAUCCCUUUUCAAACAUCGAAUAUGCAUGAACAGUACAUGACUUACUAAUAUAGGUGAUGCGAGAUUGGUUGAAUUAUCACCGUCUAUUCUGUCUGCAGUUGAAGAGGAUAAUCACAGAAUUUUUGAAGUUGAAUAAAUAACUUAUCAUUUGUAAUAUGAUUACUUACAAAUAACUAGCUAUACGUAUACAGACUAAAUACAACAUGACAUUCGGGAGUAUGUCAUUCAUUGGACACUGAUAAACUUUGUCUCACCAUCGUUUUAUGACUGGCCGCCCGCGAACACGCUAAAAUUGCAAUUGGUCAUGAUCGCUCGAUUCUUACGCGUGCUAUAUAUGGUAUACGUACACUCGAUGAAUAAAGUUGAUGAGGGUCGUGUAGGACUAACUUCCCCGUGUCGUUGAUUCAACAUAUUGUUAAAAAUACUAAUGUUUAGCGUUUCAACGGAAAAUGCGCUGACUAACUGAUUGGGAAAUAACUAGUCAUUCCUAUGUUUGUGAUAUUUUACCGCCACCCUGCCACUUUUUGCAACUAUUUGGCGAUAAAUGGAUCAAAAUAAUGCUCGAACUGCGGUAGUGCUAUUUACAGUACUCAUAAACGUGAAAGAAUGCCAAGCAUUGGGCGAAUGCGGCUGCGCUGCGACCAUAGUGUUGGGAAUUUUGCUUACUAUUGUCUCCACAGUUCUCGCCAUGGUGUUAUGCCGAAUAUAUGGAAGGAAUUUCAACAUCUUUGGAACGUGUUGCAAAGAACCCGAAUCAAGACAAGAAGUCAGUAGAGAAGAAGGGUCGCCGUAUUUCACAACUCGCGGGAUGAAUCGAGGACCUGAAAGCAAUGAGCAUCGCCGACAGGAGGCGCCACGAGGUACACAACAAGGUCCUCGAGGUGGGAAUGUUAACGUAUGUUUAGAUGUACAAGGGGAUCUGGCUUCGCGAUCAGAGAGUAAUUUUCUCCGGGAAGCUGUUUAUGGCAAUGAAGAGUUUGCUCGAAGAAAUAUGUCUGGAUCAAAAUCCUUGAGCAGCGAUUUCAGCCAAGCAUAUGCCUAUCCACACCAACAAAGCGGACCAGAAUUGCGUCCCCCAAAUCCUAUUUCAAAUUCUCGUAAUAGACAUCAUGGAGAAAAGUUCACCCAACCAUCCACAUCCGGAAUACCUAGAAAACCGCCUCGACAACGUUCAGAUAUAUCACCAAAAUAUACUGAUAUAAAAGAAAAUGCAUCUUCACAUGGAGAAAAUAGUCGCAAUUACCAGGCUGAUUACGUUUCUCCGGUGGAAGUUACACAAGAGUUACCGCCAAGGGAUCCGCACUAUGUCGAGCAGGAACAACAAAAUGAAUCAGAAGAUGUGUAUACAAUGGCUGGAGAAUAUCCUGGGGGUCUGUCAAGUAUCUAUAGUCAAGUUCAAAGGAAGUAGCGUGAUCAGGAAUCUGGGUCACAGCCCUAUACGAAAUCAAAGCUUUCGUUAAGAUUCUAACACCAUUUUCAAGUUGAAAUUUAUUUUUAUUGUGGACAUUUUUGUGAACUUUUCAAACGUUGUUUGUCAUGGUCAAAGAGGAAAAUUACGAGAUAAACUCUCCAUUAACUGGCGCCGCUGUACUAUUGUCUCCCCAACUUUACAUCGCGUCACGUCACGUAUUUUUUAAAUUUUAACGUAUUGCAAUAAAGGAAGUUCAUUGGCGUAUGUAGUAAAGUAGUUAUACAGGGAUCACCUCAAAAAGCGCACCGAAAGCAGUUGACGGUUUACAAAAUAAUGAAAUACGCUUGACAAAUUUGUGAAGAUUUAAAACUUUUUUAAAUAUGCCACAUCGAAUCAGUACGGCUUUCAAACAUAGGAAUUGUGAAAUUAUAAUUGCACCUGCAUUCGAGCACCAAUAAACACAGAGUUAACGCGCUGUGAUUUCGAGGGAAAUAUACAAUCGAUUCUCGAAAUUUCGAUUUUGACUCCAUCUCUGAACUCCCGAGAAUAUCGAAGUUUGAUAAUAAAAACUUUUGCAUAUGCAAAGAUAUUGUGUAGGAAUAAACCUGUUAUUUAAGGAGUCGAAUCGGAACAUUACCGAUUUGAGGAAGAUAUUUUGAUUCAAAUUGCAAUGUGAUCCUUUUGUAUUUUCUAUUAUGCUUUCACUGAAUUUUUAAAUGACGUCUGAUUAUAUUUAAAAUUGAUACCAUGUAUAACCCAGGCACGAAAAGCAAAUUUAUAGAAAAUGUUUGAUAAAAGGAAUCUACACCUUGGUCUGAUUAAGUUGCCUAAAAAAAAGAAAUGACCGCAAGCCCAGAAAUACAGUAUAUAUAUAUGAUGAGCUUGUUCAUGUCAAAAUCGUGUUUUUUUUUUCAGAGGAAAUAUAAAUCUGCUCAACAGAUUUGUGUUGGAACGAUAUCUUUUUUUUGGACCUCCUGAAGUAUGCGCACCAAGAUGGCGCACAACCUGAACUCAGGUUGUGUACCAGAUUGGGGUUCAGGUUAUGCGACAUCUUGGUGCGCAUACUUCGGGAGCACCAUUAAUUGUAUACUGCCGUGUGGAAGAUUUUUAAAUAAAAUGUAAACAUCUAUUAGAAAGGCUCCAACCUUCAUCAUCCCACGGCACUGUGCGCAUUUUAUUUUUUAUUUUGAUGACAGCUUCGCGCACAAAAAAAUGAAUCCCAUAGAACAGCGUUUUCUUUUUCGGCCACGGAACACUUACACUUUUUAUCUCGCCUCGCGGA